Molecule: messenger RNA, 1806 nt
Organism: Carassius carassius (crucian carp)
Lineage: Eukaryota; Metazoa; Chordata; Actinopteri; Cypriniformes; Cyprinidae
Product: deoxynucleoside triphosphate triphosphohydrolase SAMHD1-like
Exons: 17
Coding region: 1-1806 (601 amino acids)
Biological process (GO): dGTP catabolic process; regulation of innate immune response; defense response to virus
Cellular component (GO): nucleus
Molecular function (GO): dGTPase activity
Source: RefSeq, a predicted model, not a curated record
AUGGUCAAACAGGCAAUGAUCAAAGGACAGUGUCAGGUCAGUUUUAUAAAACCUACACCAUUUACUAUCUUGCAGAUCUUCAACGACCCCAUUCAUGGUCACAUUGAGCUGCACCCGCUGCUGGUGAAGAUCAUUGACACUCCUCAGUUCCAGAGACUGAGACACAUCAAACAGCUGGGAACUAAAAAUCUGGUGUAUCCUGGAGCCACUCACACUCGCUUUGAACACUCAAUCGGUGUGGCUUAUUUAGCAGGAUGUCUUCUCAAGACUCUACAUGAGAAUCAGCCGGAGCUCAACAUUACUAAACAUGAUUUCCUGUGUGUUCAGAUCGCUGCUCUUUGCCAUGACAUGGGUCAUGGUCCAUUCUCUCAUUUGUUUGAUGGCAUGUUCAUCCCGGAAGUCCAGCCUGAUGAUGAGCAUUGGGAGCACGAGCAGGCGUCUGUUGACAUGUUUCACUGCAUGAGAAAGAAGAAUGGACUGGACAAAGAGAUGGACCGCUUCAGACUGAAUCUAGAUGAAGACAUCAAAUUCAUUGAGGAAUUAAUUCUGAAAGGACAAAAGGAUGGCAAGGUAAAACUUGUGUUUAAGCUGCUGUUUCAGCAUUUAUCAGGAUACAGCUGGUCAAUGAAGGGCAGGACUGAGGACAAGUCUUUCCUGUAUGAGAUUGUGGCUAAUAAAGUGAAUGGCGUUGAUGUGGACAAAUGGGACUAUUUGGUUCGAGACUGUUAUUAUCUCGGCAUUCCAUGUGGUUUUGACUCUCAGCGUCUGCUGAAAUCUGCUCGAGUGUGUAACGUGAACGGGAGGAAACACAUCUGCUUCAGAGACAAGGUGGCUGAUAACAUUUAUGGGAUGUUUCACACCAGAUAUACUCUUCAUCGUGAGGCUCUUCAGCACAAGAUCGGCUAUAUCAUUGAUGUCAAGAUCAAAGAUGCCUUCGUACUAGCCAAUAACCAGCUAAAGAUAUCCGAAAAAAAAGAUGACAUGUUAAAGUACACAGAACUCACAGAUCACAUUUUUGAUCAGAUCCUGCACCCAUCAGACUCACACCGUGAUCUGACUGCAGCUCAAUGCAUUCUAGAAGAUAUUGUCGAGAGAAAGCUGCCAAAGUUUGUGGGAGAGGCCCGACUGAAGGAAGAUGGAUUAAGGGAAGAACUGAAGGCCAGAUUAGAAGAGCAGCCUGAUAAAGCCUCCAGGAUUAAAGUGUAUCAGGAAGAACUGAAGAAUAAAUGGGAGAAGGCAAGGAUUGACAGCCCUCUGACAGUUGGGGACUUUGAGAUUCAUGUUCUUGAGAUGGGAUUUGGUGAAGUGGGUAACGAACCCAUAGAUAAUGUUCAUUUCUACAGCAAAAAUGACCUAAAGACAGCCUUUAAGAUGGAGAAGUACCAGAUCUUCAAUGACCCCAUUCAGGGUCAAAUUGAGCUGCACCCGCUGCUGGUGAAGAUCAUUGAUACUCCUCAGUUCCAGAGACUGAGACACAUCAAACAGCUGGGAGGAACAUAUCUGGUAUAUCCUGGAGCCACUCACACUCGCUUCGAACACUCAAUCGGGGCGGCGUAUUUAGCAGGACGUCUGGCAGAAGUUCUGAAAGAGAAACAACUGAAGGAGUUUAAAAAUGAACAAGAGGAGUUUGAAAAGAAACAAGAUGAGUUUGAAGAGAACAUAGAGGAGUUUGAAGAGAAACAAAAGAAGUUUAAGAAGGAAAAGGAGGAGUUUAGAAAGAACAAGAUCAAGUUAAUUAACGAGAAAGACAUCCUGUGUGUCCAAAUCGCAGCUCUGUGCUACAAUUUAGGACAGGUUCAUCCCUAA